GAAGGAAACCAAAUAAGCGAAUGCCCAACAAAAUUCUUCACCUGCUGCUUCCGUCGUCGUCUUCGAUUCGAGCGGCGGCGCGGCUGUGAAGUAAGCGGGCGAGACGAGACGAGGGAUCAACCUCGAUGGGGAAGCAGAAGGGCCGCGCGUCCAGCAGCGGCAUGGCGGCGUCGCUGGUACCGCACGCCCAUGGCGCCGUCCCCACCGUCGGUUUCGGCGGCUACCAUGGCGCCGUCCGUGUUGAGCCCGCUGCGCCCUCCGACCCAGACGCCCCGAUUCGCCUUACCCCAGAUGUGGAUGGUGAAGUACUCCAGAACCUAAAGAGGCUGGGAAGGAAAGAUGCAACAACAAAGAUCAAGGCCUUAUCUACUCUCUCUAUACUCUUUGGACAAAAACCUUGUGAGGAAGUUGUGCAGAUUGUUCCACAAUGGGCAUUUGAGUACAAGAGGCUGCUACUUGACUAUAACAGAGAAGUUCGCCGUGCUACUCAUGAGGCCAUGUCUAGCCUCAUCACAGCAGUUAGGAAAGGUAUAGCACCGCACCUGAAGUCUUUAAUGGGUCCUUGGUGGUUUUCUCAAUUUGAUCCUGCUCCUGAGGUUGCUCAAGCUGCCCGACGUUCGUUCGAGAGAUGAUGCAUCAAGCCUAGGACUUUUGACUCAGUGGAAAAGGUUUUUCACCACUGCACCAGGCAGCAUUCCCACAGUCAGAUAGAAGACUGGAUGCAUUAAUGUUAUGUGUGAAGGAAACAUUUCUUUACCUAAAUGAGAACUUGAAGCUAACACCACAAGCUUUGUCUGACAAGGCUAUACCAAUGGAUGAACUGGAAGAUAUGCAUCAGAGGGUAAUGUCAUCAUCACUGUUAGCUAUGGCAACUCUUAUAGAAAUUUUACUAGGAGUGAAAUUGCAAAGUUGUGAUGGUGAGAGUACCAAUACUGAAAACAAAAAUAUGUCAAAAGUUAGGUCAACUGUACUUUCUUCUGCUGAAGCUGCAUUUUGUAUGCAUAAAUGUUUUCUUGACGUCCUCAAGUCAAAAAGUUCUGUUAUACGGUCAGCUACAUACUCACUGCUUACAAGUUACAUCAAACAUGUUCCUCAUGUUUUUGACGAAGAAACCAUGAAGAAACUUUCCCCAACUCUACUUGGUGCAUUCCAUGAGAAGGAUGCGUCAUGCCACUCUUCUAUGUGGGAUACAAUUCUUGUUUUCUCUAGAAAGUUUCCAGAGGCUUGGUCAUAUUGUAAUAUUCACAAAGUUGUCCUCAGUCGGGUUUGGCAUUUCCUACAAAAUGGAUGUUAUGGGUCCAAACAAGUUUCAUAUCCUCUUCUAGUUCAGUUUUUGGACUCUAUGCCACCUAAAGCAGUCAUGGGACAACAAUUUGUUUUUGAUUUUUUGCAUAAUCUUUGGGCUGGAAGGAACCAGAGGCAGUUAUCAGCUGCUGAUAGUUUGGCUUUCUGUGGUGCCUUUAAACAGAGUUUUUUGUGGCUUCUAAAAAAUGCAUCAAGAUAUUCUACUGGAGAUUCUUCAGAUGAUGUACCCAUCAAGCUUAUAACUGAUGUACUUGCCAAAAUAGUUUGGCGUGACUACCUUUUAUUGUCUGGAGACACAAUUGGUGGCGGUGUUCUCUUAUCUCGUAAAACUUCAGGGUUAGCUGCGAACAUGCACUACCCAACAUACUAUCUUCAGGAUUUGAAGAAAUGCAUCACUGAAAUACUGGAUGUGAUUGCAGAUACAGAAAAUCAUUUACUUAAUAUUUCUUGUCAGUCGCUGUUAAGUGACUGUUUGGACAUAAUUCAACAAGGAGAGAAGCUUUCCAAGUUUCAGAAUCAUGUAGAACAACUUGUGUCGUUCUUUCUAUCUUUGGAUCAAAUUGUUGUAUGCAAAGGUGAAUUAUGGCCACUGGAAAGGUUAGCAAAACCAUUGGUUGAGCAAUCUUUGCCAGCUAUUAAGUUCAUGGACACUCCAUGCCUUGUUAAACUUCUUUCAGUUUUGGUUGAAAUAUUUGGGCCCACCCCCUUAUUUUUUAAGACUUGUAAGGAAAAUGAUGAAAAGUUGGAUAUCAAGUCUUAUCUGGAGUUUUUCAAUGAUGAAUUGCUCCCUUGGUGUUUGGAUGGAAAAUAUAGCACCUGUAACUCAAAGAUUGAUUUGUUACUUUCCUUAUUUCAAGAUGAAUCCUUCUUUGACCAAUGGUGUUCCAUCAUCAAAUGUACGACAACUGAACAAAAGCAGUCCGUUGAUGAUAAGACCUCAAAUAUUCUGGGACGAUAUGAAUUGCUUACACUGUUACUUCAGAAAAUCAGAGAAAAGAUUGCUGGGGGGAAGCUAAGAAAUUUGCAGGAAAAUGGUUAUCUUCUGCAACAUUUGCGUCUUGAUAUAUUAGAUUCUACUGCAGCUUCUGUCCUCUGUGAUUUGCCUGCUUCAGAUUGCCAAGUUAGUUUUAUAUGUGCUGCACUUGGUGGCGCAGAUCAAGAGGACCAAAUCUGCUUCCUUUCUCCUGAGACAGUUUGUAAAAUUCUCGGAUCCAUUUUAAAGAAUUUGGCAUUGGUACUCAAAACAUCAACUUUUGAAUGGGCAAGGUUAGCACAUUCUUUGUUGCCUGCUGAACCUGAGCACUUGAUGGUUCCAGAAGAAAAUUCCUCAAUAAUUAACUUCGAGAUGGCUCGGAUUGCCUUUAAAGUUCUUCAGGGUAGCUUGUUUUCACUUUGGAGACUUGAGGAAAAUUCUGUAUUUCCUUCUAUUCUGGCUGCUCUUUUUGUCAUUGAAUGGGAAUGUAGCAUGUCUUUAGCUCUUGAUGAAGAGAAGUGUUUGGAAAGUAAUAUAGAAGAUACGGAAGUUGGUGUUUCUAUGUGCAGCAGUUCAAAAGGUUGUUUGGAGGAGGAAAUGCAUUUGAAGGUUAACCUUGCAGAAAGCAUACAUGUUUUUUGCCAAAGCUUAAGUCCAUCCUUUUGGGAUAAUCUUCACUCAUGCACAUUGAAUAGAUUGGCAACUAUUCUACCUCAGUGUGUCAGGUAUGCUGUAUUUCAGACAAGAGACUUGCAUGCGGAAAGGACAUCAAUCUUAUGUUCCGAGUGGGUGGUGGACAUGUUGAAGCUCACCUGUCUCGAUCACAGAAACUUGGAAAGUUUUUUUGAUGUUUUAUUAUCUGAGGGGGAACAUUGGCCGCUCUGGUUGAUGCCAUCUUUACAAAAUGGACAUUUAUCUGUGAAGGUCCAGCUGGAUCCAGAUAUUACAGAUGAAAUUGAACUCAAACACGAGCGAUUUGUUGCCUUUGUUGAUAGGCUUAUUCUCAAACUUGGCUUUAGUGAAGUGGUUUUAGGUAUUCCAGGAAAUAUACAGUCUGCCACAUCACAAUCAAUUGAUAUCACUUCACCUGUCUCUUCCUUGUCCAGAGUAUGGGUGGCUGGUGAGGUCCUUUGCACUUGGACAUGGAAAGGGGGCUGUGCAUUGAAAACAUUCUUACCUUUGCUGGUUCAGUACAUGAAAGACGAGUCAUAUCUUGAGAUCAACAUUGUGCCAUUGUUGCUUGAUACACUGUUAGGUGGCGCCCUUAUGCAUGAUAGUGGUCCGUGGGUACUGUUUAAUGCUUGGCAUCUUUCUGACAACGAGAUCGAUAAAAUUCAAGAUCGUUUUCUUCGUGCUCUUGUGGCUUUGUUAUUUACUAUUAAUACAAAUGAUUGUCUCUGGAGAGAAUCUGAUGCACUUGUAUUUUUUGAGCAACUGCUGAGCAAUCUUUUUAUUGGCUCAUCAGUUAAUAGAAAAUGCCUGAAGAUUCUACCCUAUGUUAUGACCUCCAUCAUAAAACAGUUCUCAGCCUUGAACAACGGAGAUUCUUCGUAUGCUGAUUUGGUGCGGAAAAGCAUACAGAGUUGGCUUGAUGCAACCAUUUCUUGUCUGUCAUCAAGCUCAAGGGAGGUACCUGUGCAAGAUAUUGAGGACUGGAUGCAAGUGGUGUUGUCUUGCUUCCCAUUGAGGAUAACUGGAGGAGCCCGGGAAUUGGUAGCUGUGGUUGAGCGAGAGAUCAGUGAUACAGAAAGAUCACUGAUGUUGACUCUGUUUCAGAAAUACCAGAUUUUCUAUGGUAGUACAGCUUCAUCAUUGGUCACUAGUGGAACUGCCGUAUCAACGACAGUUGAAUUACUGGGAGUGAAACUGACAGCUGUUUUGGUUGGUUAUUGCUGGAGCAACCUUAAGGAGAAUGAUUGGCAUUUUGUGUUCCGCAUGGUAUUCAAAUGCAUUGAAUCGUCUGUUUUGCUUGUGGAAGAAAUGACUGAUGGCAUAAAUGAUGCCACAAUAAACCAGGUAUCAAGUGAAGAUGCCUUGGAGAAGCUUAAAUUAGUGGUUGGCACUACAGAUAAGUUAACAUUAAGCCUUGCAGAAUCUGCUUUGGUUACAAUGUGUCAGCUCAACCAUCUUUGUAAUAUCCAAGAAGCAGAAAACUCCCAGUGUGUACAGCUUAUUAAAUCAGGGGACUAUGCUGAGAGUAAUGACAAGAUGGUAGAGAGUGUCCUCCGUUUGUUCUUGGCCUCUGGUGUUUCAGAGGCAAUCACAAAAUCUUGCAGUGAAGAGGCUUCGUCUGUCAUAGGUUCUAGUCGCCAUGCUUAUUUGCACUUUUGGGAACUUGUGGCAUCAUUCAUAAAAAAUGCUCCACUGCAAAGUAGAAAGUCUGCACUUGAGUCCAUGGAACUGUGGGGACUGACCAAGGGUUCAGUCAGUGGACUAUAUUCGAUUCUUUUCUCCUCACAACCAAUAUUUCACUUACAACUUGCAGCUUUCUCUCUACUUCUCUCUGAGCCCUUCUGUCAACUUUCACUGGUUAAAAAUUAUUCAAUGGGAGAAAGUUGCUCAUCUGCUCAGCAAUCUGGCACAAGCCAAAGUGCUGAGUUGAUGCCAGAUUCAGACAAGACAGUGCAUCUAAGAGAGGAACUUUCAGACUUAAUCGAGUUCCCAACAUCUGAACUUCUCAAAACUGAUCUGACAGCUCGAGAUAGGGUUGAUGUAUUCAUUGCCUGGUCAUUGUUGCUGUCCCACCUGCAAACACUACCAGCAUCUUCCAGUAUCAAGGGAGAUGUGCUUCAAUACAUACAAGAAAAGGUCAGUCCGUGCAUAUUGGAUUGCAUUUUCCAGCAUAUCCCAGUAAAGGCCGCUGCACCGAAUGGGAAGAAAAAGGAUACCGAGCUAGCGCCUGAAGCAGAAGCUGCUGCCAAAGCUUCGAAGAAUGCCAUAGCUACUUGUUCUUUGCUUCCGUACUUGGAGUCUCUUUGGCCCAUCGGGACUUUGCAGAUGGCCUCACUUGCAGGCUCACUGUACGGGAUGAUGAUUAGGCUGCUGCCUUCUUUUGUGCGCACAUGGUUUACUACCUUGAGAGACCGUUCAUUGUCAUACUCAAUCGAGUCCUUCACCAAACAAUGGUGCAGCCCUCCUCUUCUUCUAGAUGAGUUUUCUCAGGUUAAGGAGUCCGUAUACGGCGAUGAGAAUUUCUCGGUUAGCGUCAACAGGUCGGCUUUCGAGAUCGUUGCUACAUACAAAAAGGAGGAGACAGGAAUCGACCUUGUCAUACGCCUCCCGAGCUGUUACCCUCUGCGCCACGUUGAUGUCGAAUGCACGAGAAGUUUGGGUAUCAGUGAAGUCAAGUGCAGAAAAUGGCUGCUUUCGCUCACGUCAUUCGUCCGCAGCCAGAAUGGCGCGAUAGCAGAGGCGAUCCGCACGUGGAAGAGCAAUUUCGACAAGGAGUUUGAGGGCGUGGAGGAGUGCCCAAUCUGUUACAGCAUUCUCCACACCAGCAACCACAACCUGCCGCGGCUGGCGUGCAAGACGUGCAAGCACAAGUUCCACGGCGCCUGCCUCUACAAGUGGUUCUCCACGUCCAACAAAUCGACUUGCCCGCUGUGCCAGACUCCGUUCUAGUCCUAGCUCUAGACACAUGCUUGUUUGUUGGCACCACACCGUUCGAUCCUUCGAUGUAAAUGGCGUGUGUACGCAGCGCAGUGUUCAGCGUUUUGGCUGUUAAAUACUCUCGAAACAGGACGGGACCUGCAGAGACUGAGUUCAGAGGUCUUAUAAUCUACAAUUACCGUGGAUUCGCUAGAUUA
Zea mays is the source of this 6084-nucleotide messenger RNA. Its product is annotated as E3 ubiquitin-protein ligase listerin. Gene Ontology annotation, biological process: rescue of stalled cytosolic ribosome; ribosome-associated ubiquitin-dependent protein catabolic process. Bases 728 to 5899 code for a protein of 1723 amino acids. The record is from RefSeq and is a predicted model, not a curated record. The transcript is spliced from 16 exons. Gene Ontology annotation, cellular component: cytosol; RQC complex. Gene Ontology annotation, molecular function: ribosomal large subunit binding; ubiquitin protein ligase activity; zinc ion binding. Lineage: Eukaryota; Viridiplantae; Streptophyta; Magnoliopsida; Poales; Poaceae.